UGGACAAACUUGAUAAUUGAUUCUGGAUUAAACUAGCCGAUUGAGAACCACGGAAAAUAUUCAUAUAUAUAUAGAAAAAAGCAUAGCCCUUGUUCUGAAUUAGUAACGAAGAAUGGAAGACAUUAAGGUGCUAGGGUUCUGGUCAAGCCCUUAUGUCCACCGAGUGAUAUGGGCUCUGAAGCUGAAGGGCAUCAGCUAUGAGUACAUAGAAGUGGAGAGGCAUGGCAAAAGUCAACUAUUGCUCCAAUCCAAUCCUGUUUACAAUAAGGUCCCUGUUCUUAUUCAUGGAGGCAAAUCCAUUGCAGAAUCCAUGGUCAUUCUUCAAUAUAUUGAAGAUACCUGGCCUCACAAUCCCUUGCUUCCUCAAGAUCCCUAUGAGAGAGCCUUAGCCAGAUUUUGGAUCAAAUUUGGAGAAGAUUCGACAGCUUCUAUUACUGAUCUGUUUAUGAGACCCUCAAAGAAUGAAGAAGAGAGGGCAAUUGCAAUUGAGAAAGCAAAAGAAAUUCUGAAGGUAAUGGAAGAGAAAGGACUAGGGGACAAGAAGUUCUUUGGAGGCAACAAUAUUGGAAUGGUGGACAUAGCUUAUGGAUUGCUUUGUCAUUGGUUAGAAGGGUUGGAGGAAAUUACAGGGUUGAAACUAAUUGAUCCAAGCCAAUUCCCUCGGUUGCAUGCAUGGACUCAAAAUUUCAAGCAAGUUCCUCUGAUUAAGGAAAACCUUCCUGAUUAUGAAAAACUCUUGGUCCAUCUUCAAUGGCGUAGACAGCAAUACAUGUAACAUUAAAAAUAACAAUGUCAUAUGAUUGUUAACCUUGUGUUUUAA
This is a messenger RNA of Arachis stenosperma, 820 nucleotides long. Its product is annotated as probable glutathione S-transferase. Gene Ontology annotation, biological process: glutathione metabolic process. The record is from RefSeq and is a predicted model, not a curated record. Gene Ontology annotation, cellular component: cytoplasm. Gene Ontology annotation, molecular function: glutathione transferase activity. The transcript is spliced from 2 exons. Lineage: Eukaryota; Viridiplantae; Streptophyta; Magnoliopsida; Fabales; Fabaceae. The coding region runs from base 113 to 775 and encodes 220 amino acids.